Messenger RNA from Prinia subflava (tawny-flanked prinia), 2368 nucleotides. It is a transcript of the gene MINDY1, whose product is annotated as MINDY lysine 48 deubiquitinase 1. Bases 470 to 2095 code for a protein of 541 amino acids. Gene Ontology annotation, cellular component: cell periphery; cytosol. The record is from RefSeq and is a predicted model, not a curated record. The transcript is spliced from 11 exons. Gene Ontology annotation, biological process: protein K48-linked deubiquitination. NCBI's taxonomy places the organism in Eukaryota, Metazoa, Chordata, Aves, Passeriformes, Cisticolidae. Gene Ontology annotation, molecular function: K48-linked deubiquitinase activity; cysteine-type deubiquitinase activity; cysteine-type carboxypeptidase activity.
UUCCCCCGCCCUCAAUCCGCCUGCCCGCAGAAAGCCGGAGCGUGCGGCUGGAGGUGCAAAACAGGCUGGGAAAAGGAGGAAAAACAGGGAAAAAAGAAGAAAAAAGGGACAAAAAAGAGAGGGGGAAGAGGAUAAAAGAAGGGACAGAUCAAAAAAAAUAUAGUAAAGGGGAAAAGGAAGACGAGAGAAGCAAAAGAGGAGCGCGAAGGAAUAAAAAAGAUUAAAGAGGAAAAAAAGAAGGGGAACGGAGGGAAAAGCGAGGAAAAGCAGAAGGAAGAAGAAACAGAAGGAAGGAAAAGGGAAUAAAAGAGGAAAGAAGAAGGAAAAAAGCAGCAAAAAAGGGGUUCCAGAGGGCCCAAGACCCCACCUUGGCAGGAUCAGGGGCUCAGAGGAUUCCUGGGCGGAGAUUUGGGAUGCGGCUGGGCAGAGCCGGAGCCUGAGCGGAGCCGGAGCGGCGCGGGAGGGACCCAUGGAGCAGGACGGGACCCCCGGUGGCGGGGACAGGACCCCCGGUGUUGGGGACAGGACCCCCGGUGGCGGGGCCAGGACCCCCGGUGGCCAGGACGGGACCCCCGGUGUUGAGGACGGGACCCCCGGAGUUGAGGACGGGACCCCCGGUGUUGAGGACGGGACCCCCGGUGGCCAGGACGGGACCCCCGGUGGUGGGGACAGGACCCCCCGUGGCGGGGACAGGACCCCCGGAGUUGAGGACAGGACCCCCGGUGUUGAGGACAGGACCCCCGGUGGCGGGGCCGGGACCCCCGGUGUUGAGGACGGGACCCCCCGUGGCCAGGACGGGACCCCCGGUGGCGGGGACGGGACCCCCGGUGUUGAGGACGGGACCCCCCGUGGCCAGGACGGGACCCCCGGUGUUGAGGACGGGACCCCCGGUGUUGGGGACGAGACCCCCGCCCCAGCCGGGGGCGCUGCCGAGGGGGGAUCCGGCCCCGAGGGACCCCCGGGGGGCUCCCCCGAGGAGCGGCCCCGGCAGCGGGGGGGGUCCCCGGCGGCCGGGCCGCCCCGGGCGCAGCCCCCCGCCCCGAAGGAGGAGUUCCACCGGGUGAAGUGGAUCGGCUGGAAGGGGCAGCGCACGCCCGUGGUGACCCAGAGCGAGAACGGGCCGUGCCCGCUGCUGGCCAUCAUCAACAUCCUCCUGCUGCAGUGGAAGGUGAAGCUGCCCCCGCAGAAGGAGGUGAUCACGGCCGAGGAGCUGAUGGCACAUUUGGGGGAUUGCAUCCUGGCCACCCAGCCCCGGGACACCUCGGAGGGGCUGCAGCUGAACUUCCAGCAGAACAUCAGUGACACCAUGAUGGUCCUGCCAAAGCUCUCCACGGGGCUGGACGUCAACGUCAGGUUCACGGGGGUCUCAGAUUUCGAGUACACCCCCGAGUGCAUCAUCUUCGACCUCCUCAACAUCCCUCUCUACCACGGCUGGCUGGUGGACCCCCAGAGCCCGGAGCAGGUCCAGGCCGUGGGCAGGCUCAGCUACAACCAGCUGGUGGAGAAGAUCAUCACCUGCAAACAGGCCAGCGACUCCAGCCUGGUGAGCGAAGGGCUGGUGGCCGAGCAGUUCCUGGAGUCCUCGGCGUCGCAGCUCACCUUCCACGGGCUGUGCGAGCUCACGGCGCGGGCCCGCGAGGGCGAGCUCGGCGUCUUCUUCCGCAACAACCACUUCAGCACCAUCAUCAAGCACAAGGGCCACCUGUACCUGCUGGUGACGGACCAGGGCUUCCUGCAGGAGGAGCGGGUGGUGUGGGAGAGCCUGCACAGCGUGGAUGGGGACAGCAGCUUCUGCGACAGCGACUUCCACCUCAGCCACGGCCCGGGCACCGCGGGGGCCACCGCGGCGGCCCCGGACCACCGGCAGAGCCAGGUGGACCAGGAUUUCCUGAUGGCCCUGUCGCUGCAGGAGGGGCAGAUCGUCCCCUCCGUGCUCAGCGACCUGGAGCUGGCGCGGCAGCUGCAGCACGAGGAGUACCAGCAGCACCAUCCUCAUCCUCAGCCCGCUCCUCCUCUGCCGGCGCAGGCGGGCGGGCGCGCCCCCCGAGAGCGGCGGCAGCGGCAGCGGCCGGAUUUGGACUGCGCCCUCCUGUAGCAGCCCCUGCCCGCGGGGUCCCCGCAGCCCCCCGAGGCCUCCGGGGGGUCCCGCGGGCUGCAGCGGACACACGGGUGAGGGGUGACCGUCUGAGGCCACCCCAAAGUUCCCAGUGGCCUUAACACAGGGGGGUCCCACUCAGGGGGAGCCCCCUCAGGGGGGUUCCACACCUCAGCCCGUGCUCCAGGACACGGCUGGGCUGGGGGGACACGUGCACCCCCCUGUUCAAUGCGUGGCCUUAGCCCUUGGCGAGUAAAGGACUUGUCCCCUGCA